Glycine soja is the source of this 1736-nucleotide messenger RNA. RefSeq names its product 60S ribosomal protein L32-1-like. The record is from RefSeq and is a predicted model, not a curated record. The transcript is spliced from 4 exons. The coding region runs from base 1127 to 1528 and encodes 133 amino acids. Gene Ontology annotation, cellular component: cytosolic large ribosomal subunit; ribosome. NCBI's taxonomy places the organism in Eukaryota, Viridiplantae, Streptophyta, Magnoliopsida, Fabales, Fabaceae. Gene Ontology annotation, molecular function: structural constituent of ribosome. Gene Ontology annotation, biological process: translation.
UGAUGUUUCUGAGCAUAUAUACCAUCAGCUUUUGAACUUUCACUAUAUAUGUUAUCAGAGUCGCGAUAAGAUUGAGAAUACAAUUGCAAUAAGAAAAUAUUUAAUUAUACAUUAUCAUGAACCGUGUGAAUGAAUUGAACGUGGAAGCAAAUACCAGAUAGAUUGUUCACUUUUGCAUGUCGUUUUAUUGAGGAAAUAUAACAACGUCGUUCAAGCUCCUUGACAGGAACGGAUGUCAUACGGUUGAAGUAUAUUAUUUAUGCAUUCUUGGACUUCGACUCUUUUUGUUGGUCGUUGAAAGCUUUGGCAGCUUCAACAGUAAUCUUCAUGAGCUACAUCUGUGGGCACAAUAUCUUACAAUUAGGUGUAUGAAUUAUAUGACCAUUUUAAACUUAAAUCAGCCCACCAAUUUCAAUUUUUUAAUUGAAAAUUCAAAGUAAAUAAUCAUUCCAAGGAUGAUCUGUUAUGGAAAGUGCUUGUAACGGACUUUUAAGGACGGACUCGAAUAACAAAAACAAGAUACGAAAUUAAUGAAAGAAGUAUAAUGCAUUUAAAUAUCAGUUUGGUUUUUGCAGAAUUACCGAACAGCUUCUAUCCGGUUCAAACCUUGUUUUGUAGCCGAAAACUAAAUAAAUUUAAACGUAACAGAAUCAAGUAUACUGUUCAUAAGUGUUAAUUGUGCUGAGGUUGAAUUGUUUGGGUUUUAUUUAUUUUAUUCUGGAUUAAUUUUAGGUUUCUUGAUGAAUCAAAGAAUUAAGAAAAAAAAAUAAAUGUAUGAAACUCUUGUUUAACUUGUCUCAUUAAUUUCUCAGAAUUAUUCCUCUAUAUACUUACUAUAACAGUAUGAUUUCGAAAGACAUUUUGGAAGAAAAAAAAGUGGAGGGGUAUAUGGCAAUUCCAAAAGACAAUUAGUCAAAGUAGUUCUCCAUAUGAACUGGUCAAUUAAAACUUAGCACUGUUUACUUGGUCGGGCUUCUUUAGUGUUUAGCCCGGUUUGGCUCAACCCAUUUACACUUACUUUCAUUCAAAAAACCCUACAAUAGACGCACACCGUCAAAAGGUAAAAACCGUAGAGACUCUAUUCAAACCCACAUCUCAGUCUCUAUCUCAAGCUACUUCACAGAAAAUGGCGGUGCCUCUACUCUCCAAGAAGAUCGUGAAGAAGAGGGUGAAGAAGUUCAAGAGGCCUCAGAGUGACAGGAAAAUUUCUGUCAAGACAAACUGGCGCAGGCCAAAGGGCAUAGAUUCUCGUGUUAGGAGAAAGUUCAAGGGAUGCACUUUGAUGCCAAACAUUGGUUAUGGUUCAGACAAGAAGACCCGCCACUAUCUCCCUAAUGGUUUCAAGAAAUUUGUUGUUCACAAUGUGAAGGACUUGGAGCUGCUCAUGAUGCACAACAGGACUUACUGUGCUGAGAUUGCCCACAAUAUAUCCACAAGAAAGAGAAAAGAUAUAGUUGAGAGAGCCGCGCAGCUUGAUGUUGUUGUGACAAACAAAACGGCCAGAUUACGCACACAGGAGGAUGAAUAGUCACUUAUUGGUAGUGAAUCCUGAUGACACUUGUUGCGACAUUGAUUGGAUUUUGAUCUUUUUUUAUGCUUCUAUAAAUUGCAGCAUGAUAUACAUUUAACAUGGUCUUUUACCCCUCACUUGCCGUCUCAAAUUCGGUUUUAAGUGUUGUAGUUCCUCAAUUUUUUCAGAUCUCAAUUUUUAGUCCGUCGAAACUUUUUUUAACAAA